Molecule: messenger RNA, 4121 nt
Organism: Larimichthys crocea (large yellow croaker)
Lineage: Eukaryota; Metazoa; Chordata; Actinopteri; Sciaenidae
Product: sodium-dependent neutral amino acid transporter B(0)AT2
Exons: 12
Coding region: 415-2394 (659 amino acids)
Biological process (GO): amino acid transport; nitrogen compound transport; sodium ion transmembrane transport
Cellular component (GO): plasma membrane
Source: RefSeq, a predicted model, not a curated record
GCGUAGUAGCGGGGUGGGGUUCAUUGUGUUGCAUCACACGGAAGAAACGAGCCCACCGCUUCAGCAAUAACCCGCGAGAAAGCGCGGUCUGCAGCGGCUUUAUCACACGCACUGCACAUGUGGGUGGCUUUCCACGUGUCUGUAGAUUUAAAUAUCGUAAUUAAAGUGUCGUUAUAUAUGUUAUAUACAUUUACCGCGAGAGGCGGGAACAGGGGAGUAAGUUAGCUCGCGCUGUAACUUGACAACAUGGCCAUCCUAACCUUAGCCGCACGUGCGUGCAUCCUCCUGUGAGCGGACGGAAGAUUGAACCAUCAUCGCCGUGUUUUUCCGUGUUUUUCCGCCAUUUUUCAGUGUUUUUCUACCUUUUUUCAGUGUUUUUCUACCUCUGCGUUGACGACAUUAGCUGGUGACCAGAUGGAGAAGAAACCUUUGCCAGCAGACGACGACAAAACCGAAGCCACAGAAUCAGAGAUUGAUCGUUGUCUUGGUGAGGAGGGUCAGCAAGACUCGUCUGAGCCUGCCGCUCGAGCAGGGUGGAACAGUAAAAUAGAGUAUUUUUUGGCACAGGUGGGAUUCAGCGUCGGGCUUGGCAACGUCUGGCGGUUUCCGUAUUUGUGCCAUCAAAAUGGAGGAGGAGCUUUUCUCCUCCUGUACGUGCUGCUGAUGCUGGUUGUGGGAAUUCCCCUGUUCUUCCUGGAGCUGGCAGCCGGUCAAGCCAUCCGACAGGGGAGCAUCGGGGUGUGGAAGUACAUCUCCCCCAAGCUCGCAGGCAUCGGCUACUCCAGCUGUGUGGUGUGUUUCUUUGUGGCUCUUUACUACAAUGUGAUCCUUGCGUGGAGUCUUUUCUAUCUUGGUAACUCGUUCCAGUACCCUUUACCUUGGGAACAGUGUCCAAAACAGGACAACAUAACCGUAAAAGAAUGUGAAAAGAGCUCCGCCACAUCGUAUUUCUGGUACCGCAAAGCGUUGGAUAUCACAGACUCGAUUGAUGAAACGGGCUCGUUCAACACUUACAUCGUCUGCUGUCUGCUGGCGGCCUGGACCAUCGUGUGCCUGGGAAUGUUUAAGGGUAUCAAGACCUCUGUCAAGGUGAUGUAUUUCUCCUCCAUCUUCCCCUACGUGGUGCUGUUCUGCUUCCUCGUCCGAGGACUCAUGCUGGAUGGGGCUUUAGAUGGAAUCUCCUACAUGUUCUAUCCUAAGCUGGAAAUCUGGGGCGACAUACAAGUGUGGCGGCAGGCAGCAACACAGGUCUUCUUUGCCUUAGGCCUUGGUUUCGGGUCCAUUAUCGCCUAUUCCUCCUACAAUCCCAAGAACAACAACUGCCACCGGGAUGCCUUCACUGUCUCCGGUAUAAACUUCCUCACAUCUGUGCUGGCCACUCUGGUGGUGUUUGCUGUGCUUGGCUUCCGCGCCAAACAAAACAUCACAGCAUGUGUAACCAGUAAUCUUAAGAAGUUAGAUCAGCUUAGCAGUGGCCUGGACAAAAGUCUGAUUCCAGGCUUCAACUUUUCUGACCCCGAGUCUGUGACUGUGGAGGACUACAGUGCCUGGUUUAAACAGUCUGGAAAUCGCAUCCCUGGUAAUUUCACAGAGUGUAACCUGGAAAAAGAGAUGCAGAAGGGUGUGGAGGGCACAGGACUGGCUUUUAUUGCCUUCACAGAGGCCAUGUCACUCCUGCCCGGCAGCCCCUUCUGGUCAGCGCUCUUCUUCCUCAUGCUGCUAAACUUAGGACUCAGCACCAUGUUUGGCACUAUGGAGGGCAUCCUCGCACCGCUCACUGACCGCUUCAAGACUCUGGCCAACAACAAGACCAAACUGACAAUUUUCAGCUGCAUCAUUGGCUUUAUAAUCGGCCUGCUCUUCACGCAGCGUUGUGGGAACUACUUUGUUAUGAUGUUCGAUGAUUACUCUGCCACUCUGCCGCUCAUCAUCGUGGUGGUUUUUGAGACCUUCAGUGUGUCUUGGCUAUAUGGAGCUGAUAGGUUCCUUGACGACAUUGAGGCGAUGCUGGGCUGGCGUCCCCACGUCAUUUACAAGUACCUGUGGAAAUACAUCUGCCUACUUGCUAUGCUGGGGCUACUGGGAGCCACAACCAUUCGUAUGUUGAUCACGCCCCCCACUUAUAUGUCAUGGAACGAAGAGACGGCCUCUGAGGUGAAACUUGAGUAUCCUGGCUGGGCCCUGGCUGUUUUGGCUCUGCUGAUCAUAUUUGCCAUGAUGCCCGUCCCAGUGGCCUUAAUCCACGCUGUUCUGCAGGACCGAACAAAGCAAACAGCCAGAGACACAGAGAUUGGUCAGUACAGCAUUGUUAACACUGACGACAAUUGCGACACCCCGAUGACUGACAUGUCCGAGCUGGACCAAAGGAAUGGGACUCCUGCUUCCCUUUCCUAAGCAUUGGACGUGAUGUUACACAGUGGAAAUGACUUGCAGUGCAGUUCAGUGAAACAGAAAGUAACGUUGUGUCAAAAGAUUCCUUAUUUUAAUAUUUAAAAACUUCAUCCACUUUUUGUUGUUUACUUAAAUUAAGUCCAAACACAUCCAGAGGAUACUACUGUUCCAACAAGUACAACUUUUAGAACGUGUGGAACAAAUUACUGCUGUGUGGUAACAACAAGGUGCAGUUUAUAUCAACUGUUGGUUGUUACAGAGUUGUCCAAAUGAGCCAAAACGAUGUUUUUUUAGUUUUCACUAUAAGCCAUGAACACGUUCCUGAAUUUAGUUUAGUUUUGUGUGAAUUAUAAGUGUUCCCUUGUCCAGAUUUUGGAAAGUUUGUUUUUACUUUUCUAAUAGCACUCUGUCUGAGAAGCACCUUGUCAUUUAAUUUCUGAAUGACCCAAAUAUGUUUUUAAACUAAUUUUGUCAAAUUUACAGCCUAUCACUGUUCACUGUACUGUAUAGUGUCUUGUGUGGUCAUUUAAAAAAAAAAAAAGAACAUUAACAGAGACAGGUUAGCACGGUAAGCAGUACAGGUCCUAAACCAGAGAGCCAGAGGGUUGUAAAGAUUACUGCUGCGCUUUUGGGGUUUUGAUGAUUAUGAUUAUCGUUGAUAUCAAUGAUGCCAUCAUGAGACUGUUACAUCAGGAAAGCAUGAAUUCAACUAUGUCAAAACUAAGUACAGAUAUCAGGUACAAGUGUUUAAUGUUAUUUACUACACAGAAGCCAUCUAAUUAUGUUUACAGCUCAAAGAACACCUGAGUUACUUCAGUUUGCUAUCAUACUGUAUCUACACUGUAUCUUGGUGUAGCUUCACAGUUCAUACGACACCUGCCUGUUAACACUCCGUUCAAUCCAGCAGGUGAUAUACAGUAUCUGAGCAUACAGCUCCAAUAUCACUGUUUUUAUCGGUGUAAAAUAUCAAGUCAACUGUGAACGUGUCGGUUUCCAUUAGCAACAAAACCUGUGUAUUGAAUGGGGAGAAAUCACAAGAACCAACCAUGUGGUGGAGCACACAGGCUGUUCACAGCCUGCUGCCUGAUUUCUUUUUUUUUGCUGAACCGGUUUCUAAGCUGACAACAUGGUACAAAUAUUAAGGGAAUCUCCUAUUUGUAAUGUAUAUAUGUACAGGGCACAAGUAAAAUCAAGUAAAAUCAUCAAGAACAAAAAUGAACAUUUCUGGGAUUUUCCAACAUUUAUUAUUGAAAUCCCUUUUAUUAUUUUGUUUUUCUGUUAGCUUUGAUUUAGGAGGAACUAGUUCCUGCAUGUUAAAACAAGACAAUGUACUUCAGAUUUUAUGUGUAUGUAAAUGAAGGUGUUUAUUUUGUUUAAAAAAAAUUAGACUUAAUUUCUUGGUCAUGUUGUCUUGUUUUUGUAGAUGAUGUACUUUUAUUCUGUUUUUGUCUUUUACGUUUUCAGGGAGUUACUAUCUCAUAAUGUCUCAACUUUAACUUCUGUUGAAUGUUUUGUACCAAGGUUAAGUGCCUUCAAAUUUAAUAAGGCUGAUUGAACAAACCCAUUUUAAACAUUUCAACACGUGUAUCAUUUCAGAUCUUUUGGUAGAUCUCUUCAGUCUUGUAUGUAGUCUGUAAGUGUGUACAAAAUGAAUUUUGGAGAAAAUGUAAUAUAAUGUCAUUGCAAUGUAAUAUAUUUUUUGCUAUUUUUAUUAAAUUCUUUCUUCAGCA